Molecule: messenger RNA, 3782 nt
Organism: Pieris rapae (cabbage white)
Lineage: Eukaryota; Metazoa; Arthropoda; Insecta; Lepidoptera; Pieridae
Product: scavenger receptor class B member 1
Exons: 12
Coding region: 92-1792 (566 amino acids)
Cellular component (GO): membrane; cytoplasm
Molecular function (GO): scavenger receptor activity
Source: RefSeq, a predicted model, not a curated record
CCGAGCGCGCAGAAUGCCCGUCUAAAAAAUUACGAGUGUGAAGACAAUUUUUUUUGUGUUAGUGCUAAUUUGUGGAUUAAAAAGAUUCAAAAUGGUGUUCGGAGCGAAGAAGGCACUACAAACUAGCAGGAGUCGAAUAUCGCUUAUGAAGAUACAAAAUUUUACUGUUCAAAAAAGGCAAUCUGUGGUGACAUUGGUGUAUGGCACUCUGAUGAUCGUACUUGGACUGGUCACAGUUCUAAUUGAUCCAAUCGCCUUAUUUACGGAUUGGUUUACAGAAGUAAGAGAAGGAAACUUCAUUUACAACAUGUGGUCGAACCCUACGUAUAAAAUAUAUUCUGACGUCUACAUCUUCAACUACACCAACGUUGACCAGUACCUGAGAGGAGAGGAGAAACUAAAAUUGACAGAAUUAGGACCUUACAAGUUUCAAGAGAUGCGAACUAACGAGAAUAUAACCAUAGACAAAGAAAGAGGAGUGAUGACAAUGAAACCGAAGAUUAAACUCAAGUUCCUGUCAGAGGAGUCAGUGGGACAGUAUAAUGACAGCAUCGUAGUGCCUAAUAUCGCCCUGAUUGCUAUCAGCACACUCCUUGCAGACCAGGGUUUGGGCUUGUUACCCAACACAGCCGCUUAUUACACCAUGACUGUUCUGGGAUCCAAGCUUUUCAAGCCCAUGCCUGCGGGUGAUUUCCUCUGGGGCUACGACGAUCCCCUAGUGAAUGUUGCCAGUAAAUUAGUCCCUGGUUGGAUCGAUUUUGGCAAGAUCGGAAUUAUGGAUAGGUUCUACGCUCAAAGAAAUGAUGAAGUAGAGGUGGAGCUGAAGAACAUCAGCAGGAGGUACUCUAUUAACACAUGGAAUAGUCAGCCUGGCCUUAGAGAACAGGGUUUUUCGUCAAUCAACACUAGCAUCCCCUGUAACCGGCUACAAGGAACCUACGAAGGUCUGAUGCUACCACCUGGCUUCAACAGCACGGUACUCCCAGUUUUUAGGAAGCAAGCUUGCAGAGUCUACCCCUUCGUAUAUAAGGAGGAAGUUCUUGGAUCAAUAGGAAUUCCACUAACUAGAUACAAGAUGGAUGAUACGGCUUUUAACAAAACGAAUCCUUUUGCUUGUAAAUGCACGACAAACUGUCUGCCUGACGGUUUUGUAGAUAUUGGCAGUUGCUAUUACGGUUUCCCUAUAGCAUUAUCAAAGCCUCAUUUUUUGGACACUGAUCCUGAGCAGCAAAAAUUGUAUGAAGGUAUGAAACCGGAUCCUCUACUUCAUUCUUCGCAUGUGGAUUUGGAGACGAAAAUUGGUGUACCAAUGGGUUUGAGUACGAAGUUGCAAGUGAACAUCGCUGUGAGGAUGGCGCCGGGAAAUCCAAUCACCAAACCUUUAAAAGAUAUGGUUGUACCACUUAUGUGGCUGACACUAUACUGCGACGAACCACCUCCAGAAGUAGUGUCUCUCCUACGAAUGCGGUUAAUUUUUGCGCCACCACUGGUUCUUACUCUUGAAAUCCUUCUCAUCGUCAUCGGAAGUGCUCUGGUCAUCCAUGGUCUUUAUCGGCUCUGGUACCCAAAAUACCAACUCAUCCAGGCCCAAGACACGAAAAAGACAGAGAAACGGAUAAACCAUAGUGUGUUGGAAAGACGAAAAAGUAGCCUAACGUUAAAUAUGGCUGAUACGUUUAAUGAUGAUGAAAUGGCGAAGGAAGCUGUUUCCUUAUUAGCUAUCACGGAAGAAGAUUUGCCGGAUUUAUUGAUGGGCGAAACAAUUGAUUACGAUGAAAGGUUUUCUGAAUAAUGAGAUACUUGUCAAUGCAUAAAUUGUGUCAUAUAAUUACUUUUUCGUUAAAACAACCAAGUUACCAGUAGUAGUAAUAAUAAAGUCGGAAUAGGAGAAGUGAAUUUAAAACUAUAUUUUUACUUCUUAGAAAAGUAAACAUAUAGCUGGAUUUUUAAACCGGGUGUAGUUUUAGUCUGUCUUUAUUAAAGCUCUGUCAUUUCUAUAAAACGUGGACUGAAUAUAUCGUGAAUGUUACCAUAAAUCAAGCUACGUAGCGAUGGUAACCAUGGAAACAAGCACACUUUUAGUCCACGUUUUUUUGUAUGUUUGUAUUAAUAUUUACACACGUAUUAUUAAAUUAUUUACGGUCCAUUUCAAAAUGUAUUAAGUACCUUUAAGUUAUGUCAUCCCUGACCAAUGCUGAACAAAAAAACACAAAGGGUUUUUGCUCAGCAUUGGGCUUCAAUCAAAGAAUAAUCGGAUCUAUAGGGUCUUGUAUAUCUGUACUUUAGUAUUUUCGAUUUUUACCGGCCUUUAAUUUAUACUUGCCGUAAAGUUAAAUCUUGCCUCAUACCCUCAUUUAAAAUUCGAGUAAUUAAUAAAGUAAUAAUUAUUGACUACUCAAUUAGUUUGCUCUAUUAUUAAUUGCUCAAUUAGUUUAAGACACAAGGAUGAUAAUACGAUAUAUCGUAUUGUUCUAUUGUUUUAUAUUUUAAUUAUUAUUAAAGACCGCGCCUUAAAAGUUUUAAUUAAAACAAUAACAUACAUUACAUAUUUAGAUUUAAAAUUCGUAACAGUGGUGGAUUCAGCGUGCGAUUCUCUAAAGUAGGUUCUAUCACCGGCUGUCCAUUAAUUGCCUUUCUUUCAAUUUUACAUUCGAUCGAACGGUGAUGGAAAAUAUCGUGAAAAAACCGGCUUGCCUUAGACUGAAAAUGUCGACGGCGUGGGUCAGGCACAGGAGGCAACCUACUUGCCCAUUAGGUUGACAAAUGAAACAAAUAGAGAAAUCUGAGGCUCAGGCCUAUGAGAAUAACAUACUUAUUCGGUUCAUUGAUAAAAGUUCCUUAUAGGCAAGUAGGUAGGUGCGUGAAGAAGCCCAUUAUCUCUCAAAUUAGGAAUAUUUUAUUUUUAUGUGUUAGUGUUUAUUGUGUAUCUAGAAAAUUUUAUUGACGUCUAUAUUAUUAUUGUUGCAUUUGUGCGGUCUCUUUGUAAGUUUAAAUAUAAAUGAAAUUAUAUAUGCAGCCAACUAGCUUAAUUAACCGAUCAAUUAACAGCCUAGCCAUUUAACUAACGGUCUGAAAGACGUUCCGCCAGAUGAUGAAACAGGUAGCCAGAUGACUUGGAUCAUUGAUGUUUUAUUACCUGCCUAGCCUGUUGAUUGUCAAUUUAGAUAUAAUUCCACUUUCUGCCACUCGAAACGAAACUUUUCAAACUGUCAAAAUGGCCUAUGCCAACCACAAGUUUGUGGUGUUUUCAUGAAAAACAACAAGUACAGUGGAAAAGUGUAGUGACAAUAAUAAAGUGAACUUGACUUUAUUUAUUUUUAAAAGAUACAUUUUAUAUGUUACAUCUUUUUCAUUUGUGCCAAAUAAUGACUUUACCGUACUAAUGGCCCAAGCAUUAGCCAGCCAGUUUAUUAUAUGUUGUUAAAAACGCUACGUCUUAAUAUCUUUCAGGCGGUUAGUUAAUUGGCGGCGGUUAGUAAAAAGGCUUGGCUGUUAAUUGAACAGCUAAGAUUGCAAUAGACAUGUACAUCGGAAUCUUUAUUAUAUCUAAAAAUUGCGUCUUGUUAACACAGCAGCAGCAUACAUGAGCGAAUCGUAAAUUAAAGAAUCUUAAUAAAUAAAAUAUAUGUUUUUUAUGAAAUGCAAAGACAUCAUAGUGUUUAAGACUGUCGUGGUGGAAUAUGUUAAAUAUUUAGUAUUAAUAAUAUAACCAUAGUUAAUGUGAUAUUACUUUUAUUAUAUUCAGAUUAAGUUGUACAUAUUAAGGAUGGUAAGUUAUGUGG